GCCAAGUUCAUGCAAGGCAUAAAACAGUUGUUCCAAGUACGAAGGUCUUGUUGGGAGUGUAGCAACGAAUUACCAACCUGCUGAAAUGAGUUUCCUUGGUGGUCUGUUUGGUCCCGUAUGUGAGAUUGAUGUCAUACUCAAUGAUGCUGAGAGUAGAAAGACAGCAGAACUUAAGGCAGAAGAUGGAAAAGUGGAGAAGCAUUACUUAUUUUAUGAUGGAGAGUCAGUUUCUGGAAAGGUAAAUAUCAACGUAAAACAAACGAGCAAGCGCCUUGAGCAUCAGGGAAUUCGCAUAGAGUUUGUUGGACAGAUUGAACUGUUUAGUGAUAAAAGCAACACGCACGAGUUUGUGAACCUUGUGAAGGAGCUUGCGCUUCCUGGAGAGCUAACCCAGAAUCGAAGCUAUGACUUUGAGUUUAUGCAGGUGGAGAAGCCAUAUGAGUCCUAUGUUGGAGCUAAUGUGCGACUGAGGUAUUUCCUCAAAGUAACAAUAGUAAGGAGGCUGUCUGAUUUUGUAAAAGAGUAUGACCUCAUAGUCCAUCAGCUUGCCACUUACCCUGAUGUCAACAAUUCCAUCAAGAUGGAAGUUGGAAUUGAAGACUGCCUACAUAUAGAAUUUGAGUACAACAAGUCUAAAUAUCACCUAAAAGAUGUAAUUGUGGGUAAAAUCUACUUUUUGCUGGUACGAAUUAAAAUCCAACACAUGGAGCUUCAGCUGAUCAAGAAAGAAAUGACAGGAAUUGGGCCAAGUACCACUACAGAAACAGAAACUGUGGCCAAGUAUGAGAUUAUGGAUGGAGCACCAGUGAAAGGUGAGUCCAUUCCUAUACGCCUUUUCCUUGCUGGCUAUGACCUCACAGCUACCAUGAGAGAUGUAAACAAGAAAUUCUCUGUGAGGUACUUCCUAAACCUGGUGCUGGUGGAUGAAGAGGAUAGGAGGUACUUCAAACAGCAGGAAAUUGUUUUGUGGCGAAAGGCCCCAGAGAAAUUGCGAAAACGCAACUAUCACCAGCGCUAUGAGUCACCCGAGUCACGGCCGAGCCUCUCUGCUGAGCAGCCUGAAAUGUAAGGAGGAGAUGUGGACAGCAGCCAACCAGGGACAUGGUCCUUUAGCGGCCAAUCACAGGAGAGGAGAGCAGCUCCCACCAAACAUCCAUGUCGCCACUCCUAACAGCUUGCGGUGAUGGGUUUUGCCUGCCUUCGCUGUGUCUACUCUGCCAUCCUCAGCAAGCAGUUUAUUAGCAUACAAGGACUUCUUAUACACUAGAGAGAGCACUGGAACAGAAGCUACUAUGUAAAUCCUAUAGUUUGGGGCUUGCACCCAUUCCUAGAUGAGAAUGAAUUAAAUGAAAAAAUGAAGCACUUGUUAAUUUUCCUGAAGCUCCACAUAGAUACAUGGCCUCCAGAGUUUUUGGGAAAAAUGAUACAAUUCACUUCUGAGAUCAUCCUUGUACAUUCUGACUGGCAAAAUUGAAAACCUUGUUCAUAUCAGCUAACGUUAGCCGUGGGGCCAGUUCUAAAGGUCAAGAAAAGAAAUUUGUCCUGUGUGUUCUGAGUGCCAUACUGUUUGCAGUCACUUUAUAAUGUAAAACUUUUCUCUUUAACUUAUUUAGC
Messenger RNA from Electrophorus electricus (electric eel), 1614 nucleotides. RefSeq names its product VPS26, retromer complex component A (gene vps26a). Gene Ontology annotation, biological process: intracellular protein transport. The record is from RefSeq and is a predicted model, not a curated record. NCBI's taxonomy places the organism in Eukaryota, Metazoa, Chordata, Actinopteri, Gymnotiformes, Gymnotidae.